GGCCGGCAAACUGCACAACAAUUAGCAUCGCCAGCCCUCAUCGAUCCGCCGCCGCCACUUCCCUUUUUUCUUCCCAUGUCCGUCUUCUAGCUACCUCUAUCUGUCUGCACUCUGCAUUAUCCCCCCUACAAAAAUAACUCCUCCCUCCUUUCCAUCAUAUAGGAAAAGCCUUGUCCCCCAAUCAGGUUCGUUCCCACAAGAUGAACUUGGUUGGAGGAGCUUCUCUGGCAUUACUACUAGCUUUUGUGGCAUUAACGCAAGCAGUUGGCGCGCAAUCAGGCUACUACGGUGGUAAUGGCGAGGUUCAGGGCAAGAGGCAUCAUGAUGACAAACCAAAACGCCACUAUGUCAAACCCAAAUAUCAUAAGAAAUCACCUCCGCAUCAACAUGGAGGAAGUCCUCAUCGUCAACAUCAUUCUCCUCCUACACUCCCUCACCCUCGCCAUCCCAUCCACAAACCGAGGCAAAAUCGUUACAGACAUAAACCUUUAGGCCAAUGGAUGACUGGCCAUGCAACGUUUUACGGUGGUGGCGAUGCCUCCGGCACAAUGGGAGGGGCCUGUGGAUACGGGAACCUGUACAGUGAAGGCUAUGGCAUAAAGACAGCAGCUUUGAGCGCAGCCCUGUUCAAUGAUGGCAAAUCCUGCGGCGCAUGCUUCGAGCUGAAAUGCACACAUGACCCACAAUGGUGUCUCCACGAAACGAUCACCGUCACAGCCACCAACUUCUGUCCCGGUGGAGGGUUAGGAUGGUGCAAUGCCCCCAACAAGCACUUCGAUCUCUCUCAGCCGAUCUUCCAGCACAUGGCUGUUUACAAGGCAGGGAUAGUCCCAGUUGUGUACAGGAGGAUUGCCUGCAAGAGAAAAGGAGGGAUCAAGUUUACCAUUACUGGGAAUGCUUACUUCAAUCUCGUGCUUGUGACGAAUGUUGGUGGUUCUGGAGAUGUUGUGGCCAUGUCAGUGAAGGGUUCCAACCAUGGAGGGAAGUGGCUGCCGAUGGUAAGGAACUGGGGCCAGAAUUGGCAGACAAAUGGUUACCUGCAAGGACAAGGGUUGUCUUUCAAGGUUAUGACGAGUAAUGGGCAUACCGUUACUUCCCUCAAUGUUGCUCCCAAGAACUGGUGGUUUGGGCAGACUUUUGUUGGUAGGCAGUUUGGCCAGCCUCACCCUGGUCGCCAACGGAAGAAAUGACAUGAGAAACAUAAGACAGACAUAUAUUGUACUUGAUAGCCUAUUUGUUUUAUGGGUAUUGUUUGCUGGUAACUUUUUUGACACAUAAUCAAAAUCUAAAGAUUCUUCACUCACUGGAACUGCAAUCAGAGUGGAAACAGCCACCAAAUGACCGAAAUGGAUAGAGAAAUUGACACAAGGGCAAUCAAAGAGUUCGUUACUGCAUAAGGCUACAAGAGUGUACAGAACCUAAUCAAACUCAUUCAUCCAG
Messenger RNA from Linum trigynum, 1440 nucleotides. The record is from the annotation of a GenBank genome assembly. NCBI's taxonomy places the organism in Eukaryota, Viridiplantae, Streptophyta, Magnoliopsida, Malpighiales, Linaceae.